Molecule: messenger RNA, 1419 nt
Organism: Aspergillus versicolor CBS 583.65
Lineage: Eukaryota; Fungi; Ascomycota; Eurotiomycetes; Eurotiales; Aspergillaceae
Exons: 2
Coding region: 1-1419 (472 amino acids)
Molecular function (GO): NADP binding; flavin adenine dinucleotide binding; N,N-dimethylaniline monooxygenase activity
Source: RefSeq, a predicted model, not a curated record
AUGACUCGGCGCUACUCCUCAGUAGCCGUCAUAGGUUCCGGCCCGGCGGGAAUUUCAGCCCUAAAAGCUCUCCAUGACGAAAAGGCAUUCGAAACGAUCCGACUUUUCGAGCGAAGGGAUGGUCCCGGUGGAACUUGGAAUUAUGAUGCCGUCCCUCAGCAGUUUCCGGGGACGUAUUCGGAGGGACAUGGGCCGUUUCAGAAGCCAUCUACAUUCCCACAGAAGACAUCACCGGCAACCCCACCAGAUGCUACGACACCAACAGCGAUGUAUAGUUGGCUAGACACCAAUGUUCCGGCAGAGUUGAUGGCAUUCACGCACACGCCUAUUCCAGAUGCAAAUUCACCCAUCUCGAUAGAGCGGUAUGGGGCUGAGAAUGCCACACGCCCAUAUCAUGUGGUUGCUCAGUACCUUUUUGAUUUGCUGAAGAAGUAUCAUGGAAAUGUUUCAUUCAAUACCACGGUGGUAUCUGUCGAGAAGAUAGAAACCGGGAAAUGGAGACUGACUCUCAGACGAUUGGAGGUUCAUGGCACAGAGGCCAGUGAUAUAUGGUCGCAGGAGGAGUUUGAUGCGGUGGUUGUUGCCACAGGGCAAUAUAGCCUGCCAUUUCUCCCGAGAAUCUCCGGGCUGGACGAGGUUGUUAAGACACAUCCAGAGGCGUUGGAGCAUGUGAAUGCUUAUCGAUCCCCUGACCAUUAUGUCGGCAAGAAGGUGGUGGUCCUUGGAGGCAGCUUUUCAGCAGGAGAUGUUGUGGGUGACAUAUACGCGUUUGUACAAGGCCCGCUAUAUGUUUCCCAGAGCUCUCAUAGUCCUUUCGUCACCGAAAUAUGGAACCUGCCUAGUGUUGUACUAAAACCAACAAUUAGCCGCAUCGACGGCCAUCACUCUUCUAAGCUCCGCAUCACUUUCUUUGAUGGAUCUCGGUUGGAAGACGUGGACAAAGUUAUAUUCGCAACAGGAUAUCGUUUGUCUUUUCCAUUCCUGUCCCCUGAGCCCGUCAUGGUUGCCGACCGACUCUCUGGAAUAUACCAGCAUGUAUUCAAAAUUGGCGACCCGUCCAUGGCCAUCCUAGGCCUGGUGAGAGCACCUCUACUCUUCCGCAUGAUUGAAUAUGAGGCUGUAGCCGUGGCCCGUUAUUAUGCUGGGAAUGCGGGCGAUCUACCUAGUCAAGAGGAUCAAGAAGAAUGGGAAAUAGAACAGGUAAAGCUCAAGGGUGAUGGCUAUAAGUUCCACGAUGUGACAAAGGAGAUGAGGGAGCAUAUGGAGUUUUUGCGGAACCUAGCAGGCCCUCCAGCUGCUGGGACCGAUGCGUACGAGCUGCCCCAAGUUGCGGAUGAGUGGCUGGACAAAUGCUUUUCAGUCUUCCGGCUGAAAGACCAGUAUUGGGGUAGGGUAUGGCGGCUUUCAGAAAGAGCAUAA